Messenger RNA from Silurus meridionalis, 2766 nucleotides. RefSeq names its product Glyco_hydro_56 domain-containing protein. The record is from RefSeq and is a predicted model, not a curated record. Gene Ontology annotation, molecular function: hyalurononglucosaminidase activity. NCBI's taxonomy places the organism in Eukaryota, Metazoa, Chordata, Actinopteri, Siluriformes, Siluridae. The transcript has 6 exons. Bases 242 to 1780 code for a protein of 512 amino acids. Gene Ontology annotation, biological process: hyaluronan catabolic process; carbohydrate metabolic process.
CAAUCUCUUCUAUCUCUUUUUCAAUCCAUCCCUCCAGCAGUAUGAGUACUUGUUCUCUCCUGAUAUCUCCUCAUAUUUAACUUCAAAAGUCUUCAAACUCACCAUCACCCUUUCUUCAUAGCUGUAUGCUGACAUGAAGAGCGCAUUAAGAUAUAUUUUUUGCUGGAGACUACAAAGCACUUAUACAGUGAAGUUAGAGGGAGGGUCUAGAUGAGCUCCAGGAAACUUAGCAAUCACCUCCAUGGAUCAUAGAAAAACCCCCAACCCCAUUUUCCCUCUCCUUCUGCUCCUGAUUGUCUCCUGGAUGUGUAUUGGUGGACCAGCUCGCUCUCCUCUUCUCCCCAGUCAGCCCUUCUUGAUUCUUUGGGCUGUACCAAACAGGGACUGUCUUGGCCGCCCUGACCCAGCAGCUUUUGGGAUGGAAUGGGAGGGACGUGUGGCUGAAUUUUACGAGGACUCACUGGGUCUUUACCCGUAUUUUAGUGCAGAGGGAGAGCCUGUGAAUGGUGGCCUUCCCCAGCACACCAGCCUGGAGCACCACCUCCAGAAAGUUGAAGCAGACCUCAUAGCAACUUUGCCACAGGCUGGGGCACCUGGGCUUGGGAUGCUGAAAUGGAAGAAAUGGGAGCCGCAGUGGACCAGAAACCGGGGUAAUCAGAGGAAGUAUCUCAGGACUUCGCGAGCAUUACUUCAGGGUUUUUUCCCAGACUGGAGUGCAGACGAAGUGGAGAAAUGGGCUCAGGUUGACUUUGAAGCAGCAGCCCAAAUCAUACUCAUGGAGACCUUGAAAGACCUAAAGAGACUCCGUCCACAGAGGCUGUGGGGCAUGGCUUCGUACCCGAACUGCUACAACUCAGAUUCUACUCAGAUUCUGCUGGAAAAUUACACAGGCCGCUGCUCUGCUGUGGAGAUGGCACUAAACAAUGAGCUCAUGUGGCUAUGGAAGCAAAGUGAUGCACUUUACCCCAUCCUUGCACUGGAGAAAUUUCCUGAAGGGACCAAGGGCGCAUGGCUUUAUGCAUCCAAUCAAAUUAAAGAGGCAUUAAGAGUGGCCGCUUUAGCAGGGACUACAUUUGAGCUUCCUGUUUAUCCACUGGUCAAGAGUACAUACAUCUCCUCCAGUAGCUUUCUCUCUGAGGCUAAUUUGGUGAAUACUGUAGGAGAGAGUGCUGCUAUGGGUGCAGCGGGAGUUGUUAUCUGGGACAGAUUCCUUCCGACUAAAACACAGAAAUUGUGCUUCGAUCUUACAUCUUAUGUGCAAGAGGUUCUGGGCCCCUAUGCUGUCAACGUAACCAUGGCAACGCGCCUUUGCAGCAUCUCACUUUGCAAGGGACUUGGCCGCUGCGUACGCAAGAAACCAGAAGACCCUGUCUACUUGCACCUUCCUCCUGCCCACUUCCUGCUACUGCACCAGGGAGCAGAGGGUGUCCGUGCAACAGGGCAACUCCCCCCGAAUUACCUGGAUGCCUGGAGACAGAACUUUCACUGCCAUUUGUUUGAGGCAUUGGAAGGAGCAGCUGCUGAUCAGGAGUCAGUUGGGAUUGAGAGUGGUGGUCAGAGGCCACUGCCCACAUUAAAGCCAUCCAAUAUUGCUGCUCAUACUGUGAGGACAGGUCAAACUGUAGGGAUUGAGAAAACACUUGUGCAUAGUGAGAAGACAGUGGCUCUCAUAACGCCUGCUGAACAAGAAACAUCAAAAAGUGGAGGCCCCACACAAUUCGCCACCAUCAUUCUUUUCUGUGUUCUGUCAUUCUUCAGACUCAUAAACUUUGACUUCUAAAUCUUGCUUUAUGACAGAUGGGGCUUACAAGAGGAACCAUUUGGCCUUGAUCUUGUUUGUUUUUUUGCUUGAAUUGUCCAUCAAAACUAUCUAUAACUUCUAUAUAAGUUCAAGUUCAAGUUUAUUUCUAUAGCACUUUCCACAAUGGACAUAAGUGAAAGGAAAAUUGUAGAGAUGGUAGCAAAGAGAUGUCAAGACAACGAAGGCCUGAACUAAAUAAAACUAGCUUAAACCUGUGCUAGUGUGGAUCUAUAAUAUUUGUGUUGUGCUUAGGCUACCACAAAAAAAUAGAAAAAAUUAAUCGUAGCAUGUCUUCCUGCUUGAAACCAAGAGACAAGUGUAGUAAAUUAUGAGUCACAACUCAUAUUACCUCUAUUCAGCAGAAUAUGGUGCAAGAAGACAUUUGGGAAUGUGGCAUCCAUGUAAACAGUCGGGUUUCUCCUGGGACAUUUCUAUAUUCAUAGCUUGUGCUGGCACAUGAGGGAACCGUACAUUUUCGACAUUGUGACGGAACGUGCCAACUACCAAACAGCUUCAAGUUAUGAACAUUUGGGGACAAGGUCAUAUGUGUUUUGCUUUACCUCAAAAAUGAGCGCUUGUGCAUGAAAAGUAAUAAGACUGCUGCUUUUAAUUUGCAUGUGUAAGCAAAAAAGCAACAUCAUCAAUCAUGUAGACACCACUGUCAGUUCUGUGACAGUUGUUGUCUAUUUGUAUUUACUGAUAAUCCAUUACAAUACCUUUCACACCUUUAACAGCACUGGACCAACUUAUACUCCUACAGUAGCCUAAAAAUCUAUUAAGCAUUUACAUAGAAAUCGAAGAGUUGUGACUUUCAGUUGAAAUGUGUUAUUCCAGAAAGUUUAUUCAGUAGCGCAGACAUAAUAAACAACCUCUGAACACUCUGACCUUGCUUAACUUAGUGUAUGGCUGCAAUGCAGAUUUCAGCUAGAUGAAAGUCAUGUAGUCAUGUGAUCACACGAUAACGG